This is a messenger RNA of Lytechinus variegatus (green sea urchin), 2796 nucleotides long. Its product is annotated as transforming growth factor-beta receptor-associated protein 1-like. The record is from RefSeq and is a predicted model, not a curated record. The transcript has 18 exons. Gene Ontology annotation, molecular function: protein binding. Bases 128 to 1966 code for a protein of 612 amino acids. Lineage: Eukaryota; Metazoa; Echinodermata; Echinoidea; Temnopleuroida; Toxopneustidae. Gene Ontology annotation, cellular component: membrane; cytoplasm. Gene Ontology annotation, biological process: vesicle-mediated transport; endosomal vesicle fusion; autophagy.
UGAAACAUCAAUAAAUUUAGUUCCUAAUCUCGGAAAUUUGAUCCACUUUAUGAGCCAAACUAGGCCGCAGGACAGGCCUUGUUUAUCAUAGAAAAAUUACCCAGACUUAUCAUAAGGAACUUCAAGGAUGAGUGUGAAAGCUUUUGAGCUGGUUCCAGCCGUAGAGCGGUUGAAACUGCUUGGGGAGAGAACUAGCAAAACUUCAAUUGAAUGUAUAGAAUGCUGUGGAAAGAAUCUCUACAUUGGGACAAGUGACUGCUUCGUGAUCCAUUAUUUGAUAGAAGAGAAAACGCAGCCGAAUGGCAAGAUCACAUUCUUCUCUGAGAAACAGUCUCAUAAAUACUUGGCUGUGAGAAAACCAAUUCAGCAACUUCAGGCAGCCUCUGCCCUAACCAGGAUACUUGUACUGUGUGAUAAUGUUCUGACGUUGCUCCAUAUGUUCAAUCUAGAGCCUAUUCUAAGUGGUGCCAAGAUCAAAGGAGUGACAUCAUUCUGUGUAAAUGAGAAUCCAAGAAGUGGUAGUCCUUUCAGCGUUGAGAUCGCUGUGGCCACAAAGAGGCGUCUGGUUCAAGUCUACUCUGUGACGGAAGACAAGAUGGUCCUGGUUAAAGAUGUAUCCAUACCAGAUAUUAGUGUCAAUAUUGGCAUUGAUUCAUUUUGCGUCUGUGUUGCCCUUAGCAACCAGUACAUCCUGGUGAACUAUGACACAGGUCAAAUCACAGACCUCUUUCCCAUCGAGACGGAGCAUACCACGCCGGUCAUCAAACGUGUUGGAAGGGAGGAGUUUUUACUCGCCGGUCCCGGUGCCCUUGGAAUGUUCGUCACCUCCGGGGGCAUGUCUCAGAGGCCGCCACUGAAGUGGGCGGAGUCUGUUUCAGCGGUCAGUUACACCUUUCCUUACGUGGUGGCGCUGGAUGAUGAAUUCCUUACAGUCCACAGUGUAUUGGACCAGCAGCAGAAGCAGACCAUUCCAUUUCAGGGAGGGAAGUUAUUGGGUGACUUUGAAGGAAAGAUGUUUGUCGCUUCCAAUAAAGAGGUCUAUGCAUUGGUUCCACUUCCAGUUGAGAAGCAGGUACAAGCAUUGCUCGCUGACAAACGAGUUGAAGAAGCCCUGAACCUUGCCAAGAAUUACAGGAAAGCUGGACUUGGGAAAGAUAAGUUCAUGCAGAUGUACAAUCGCAUACAGCAACAGGCAGGUUUUAUUCAGUUUGCCCAGCUCAAUUUUGCUGACUCCAUGGAAUUAUUCAAAGAAGCUAAGCUUGAUGUGAGAGAGCUGAUCUGCCUCUACCCGAACCUGCUGCCUUCCAACUCCAACUUCCACCGAGCGAUUCCUCCGCUUCACGACUUUGCCGAUAUUAGCCAGGUUGUGAGAGGAAAGCCUGACAAGGCGACAGAGUGUAAGCAGUUUCUCAUGGACUUCCUUGAGGACGUGAGGGAGACUGACCUAGCAGUUGGCAUGAAACUGGAGGUAGAUACAGCCCUAAUGAAGCUCUACGCCGAGUCCAACCCAUCCAAGUUAAUUACCCUCAUCUCAAGCGAGAACUCGGUUGACCCAGAAGACAGUCGUGAAUACCUUCAGCGAUUCGGUCGCCAUCAUGCUCUGGCGCUUCUCCAGAAGUACCAGGGGGACAGUGAACAGGCUAUGGUCAUAUGGUCAAGAUUAGUUGAUGGAGACAUUGCUGAUGAUACCUUCCCUGGACUAGGAUUUGUGAUUGAUUUCUUAUCAAGUUUAUCAGAUCAUGAAUUGGUAUGGAGGUAUGUGGACUGGGUCAUGAGAAAGGAACCGGAGAAUGCAACCAAGAUAUUCACUGAUAGACCAGAAAAUGAACCUGUUAGUGAGCGAAUGAGACCGGAUGUUAUUAUUGACUAUCUACACGCCUAUCCCACCGCUGUCAUCAGAUACCUUGAACACCUAGUCUUCGUCAAGAAAAUGGAGGUAAGUCAUGAAAUGAAAAACAUUUUGUGAUGAUGAUUUUGAUUGGUAAUCUCUUUAUUCUUCUCUCCCACAUUGAUGUUUUAAUCUUACUUUCCUUUAUCUUAAUCUCUCAAAAUGUGAUUCUUUUUUCCUUCAGUUUCCCAUCUUUCUAUAAUUCCUUUCAUCCUCUUUUUUUCCUCCCUCGUUUCGUUUACGUCACUUUCCUUCUACAAUUUUCCCUUCCUCAAUUCUCCAUAUUUGUAUCUUUGUCUUGCCCACCAGAGGUGAAGGGAAGACUUGAGGAUCCAAAUGUUGUCCGUCUGUCACAAACAUUAUGACACGUAACUCUGCAACUAUAAGUCACUUUUCAACCAAACUUAGAUGGUAGAUGUACUUGUUAUUUGGUCAGAGGUCACAUGGUAAGGUCAGAGUUCAUUUUGAGGUCAGCAUAAAAGUCUACAUGCAAGAUUCUUGUGACAAAUGUUACUCCAUACCAGUUAUUUCACAAUGAACUUUUGAUACAAUUCUGUUGCCUGCCCUUGCAAAUCGAGAUAUUUGUGGUAAUUUUCACGAGUGGACAAGACACAACAUAGCUUAUUCCUUGUUUCUUUCAAUUGCUUUUAAUGUUUACUUUUUCUCUUCAUCUCUCUCAUUUCCUUCUAUCCUUCUGUCUCUAUCUGCCAGAAUAUGUCUUGUUCCUUCUUCCAUUUCCCUUCCCUCUUCUAUUUUCUCAUGUCUCCUUUCAUUCUCUCUUCCUCAUUUUCCUUUUAAUAUCCCUCUUAAUUUUAUUUUCUUUAUUUGCCUCUCUGAAUUGUUCAGACGGUCCCUUAUCUCUCCAUCUGUCUUUAAUCUUCUCCCUCUCAUUUCUCUUUUGUCUUUCU